Molecule: messenger RNA, 3621 nt
Organism: Halichondria panicea
Lineage: Eukaryota; Metazoa; Porifera; Demospongiae; Suberitida; Halichondriidae
Product: WD repeat-containing protein 64-like
Exons: 31
Coding region: 153-3566 (1137 amino acids)
Molecular function (GO): protein binding; calcium ion binding
Source: RefSeq, a predicted model, not a curated record
AUUUUGAAAUUAUCUCGCUCCAUUAGAUAAAAGUAGGCCUGAUGACUCUAAGCCUCAACAACAAUGUAGAAGUGGGGGCGUGGCAGCUAACUGGCUAUUAUUAAAUUAAGGAAAUUUCAACCAGGCAGCGCAGUGAAGGCUCACAGCAAAGCAUGGAGACCAACUCAACGAGCACAGAUCGUCCACGCAGUGUGAGAUCAGGCAAAGGACGGCGUACCAGUGUAGCCAUGAUCAGGCAGCAACUCCAAACCACCACUAACCUGCAGCCUGGUGCAUUGUCAUUGUUGGUCACUAGGACAGAAGCACAGAGCAAGACAAUGGAUGAGGACCCAUUCAAGAUCGGCAGUAGAAGAGACUCUAUGAAACAAGCAUGGGCCCCCUCACCCAAGCGCAGUCUAGCAAGUCGAUCCAUGGUCACCCCUGGUGAGCCGCUAUUGCCCCCCUUGAGGGAGUCUAGACCCCCCACAGCCUCCAGCAGCAGGCCAAGCUCACGAGUAUACAGAGCUAAGGAUGGCUCUAGCUAUAUCAUGAUGGACACUGAGCUCAAAUCUGAUUUUGGAAGGGCUGAGGACAGACUAUAUCUGCAAGAUUUGGAGAAGCUGAGGCAAAAGUUUGAGGAAGCAGACGUUAAUGGUGAUGGAACACUAGACGCAGAUCAGUUCUUAGUCGUGUUUGAUAAGCUGUUUGGGAUGGAAGGAAAGGGUGAAGAAGAAAUACUGAGAUUCUUCAACAAGAUUGACUAUAACUGUGACAACUACAUUGACUGGGACGAGUUCUGUACGUACAUGCACCUCGAAUACCAGGAGAGAGAUGUGACCAACAGUCGUCAGAAAUCCGUAGCGUUCCAUUGCCCCGCCCAGUAUACGAGGGGGAAUCCCCACAAUGAGUCACUGUGUAGAGUCACUCAUCUCCAUGACGGCAGCCUCGUCUCAUGCAGUGUGGAUGGGGUAAUCUGUUUCUGGGGCAACGACCUUUGCCCUAGGAGAGUACGUAAGACGGAGCCAGGGCGUAUGGGUAAACCAAAGUGGGUGACUGACAUGGCGUUGUGUAUACCACAAGGGAAGAUAUUGAUCACCACUGGUGAUCGUGAAAUUCAGUUCUACGAGAUGAUGAACUUUGAACCCUACUGUCAACUUAGGCGCCUAGAAUCUGUUCCUCUCAAAGUCACCUUCUGGUAUAAUCCCAAGCAGCACAGUGAGUGUAUCAUUCUAAUCGGAGACAGAGAGGCAACCCUGACUGUCAUCAUGACCAAAAACAUUCACGAAGCUUUCAAAUAUUGGAAGCUAGGUGUGCGGAGUGAGGAUGGGAUACCCACUUAUCCAGUGGAGAACCUCGGUCGUGACCAGAUCCUGGGUACUAGUGUGUACCGCUGGAAGCUGCACUCGCACUGGAUGUCCGAGAUUCACUAUUUUCCGUCCUUGCGAUGUUUUGCCUCUUGUUCCAGUGACCCCUCGGCCAGUCUGGUGCUGGGUUCUCCCAGUGGUAGCACUCCAGUGGAUGCUCUGCUGGCCACCUCUAAUACUCUACGCUCCACACUUGGUCACCAGACGAGUGUGGGUGAUAGAUCACGCCCAUCUCCGCCCACUCAUUGGGGUACCGCCCCCACGAAUGAGAGGACUGGACAGAGGAGCACGCUACCAGCCAGAAACAGAAUGAGGGGAGACCAGCGCGUGUUUAAAGUGCUUAAAGGAGUAUCAACUGUUGACUAUUGUCACAAGAACAAUGCUCUAGUCACCGGAAGCACUGAUCAGAUUAUCAGGAUCUGGAACCCGUUCAUAAACACUAAGCCUGUAGCUCACUUAUUUGGACAAGGAUCUCCUGUUUUCUCAUUGAAGGUUGACUCUGAGGAGGACAGGAUCUACAGCGUUGGCAAUGACAACGCUGUCAGAGUAUGGCAUAUACUGGAUCACACGUGUCUGUGCUCGGUCACACAAAGCUCUCAUAAGAUCCUCUCAACAGUUCAAGCGUUUCAUUUCAACUCUGUUAGUCAAUUACUGGCCAUUGGGACGGACCAGCUAGCUGUGUUGAAGCUCGUUGUCAAGGAAACAAGGCGUGGCAAGUUCGCAACAAGCCACGCCCACCCAAUAACUGCCGUUAAAUUUUCUCAUUGUUUUGAUCAGCUGGUGACAGCGUGUGAGGGGGCGGUAGUGAAGGCUUGGGAUGUGUUUACUGGAGCUAAAGUGUUUGAGUUCUCUUGUGAUCAAGAAGAGGAUGGGGGGAUCAGUGCACUGGAUGUGGACCAGGCAGGCAAGAGAGUAGUGACGGGUAGUCAGAAUGGGCGGAUUAAAGUGUGGAACUACAACAACGGUCAAUGUGUGCGAGUGUUGGACAAGGGCAACAGUUGUGAGGUCACUGACAUCAACUUCAUCACUACCAACAACAACAAGUACAUCAUCUCUGUUGGUUGGGACAGGAAAAUCAGCCUCUUUCCUGAUGUCCCGGCAAAGCCCCAGCAAAUAUCUCAGCUAGUGCACCCAUUGGAUGGUUGGAGUAGAGCAUCUGACCACGCCCACUCUGAUGAUAUCCUCUGCGUGGCGUUUGGUUCUCCUCACCUCAUGGCCACUGCUAGCUACGAUGGAGAGAUUAUUGUAUGGAGUGUGGUGUCUUGUCACGCACUCAGUCACCUCAAAGCCACGCCCCCUCACGCCCACACAUCAGACGAAGGUUCUGAGGCUGUGUAUAAACUCUUGUUCCUAAACACUAGAGCAAGGACACGCAUUGCUGCCUCUCUGGUAGCCAGCGGACCAUCAGGUUAUGUUCAUUUCUGGAACUUGUAUGAAGGGAGAGCUGCAAUGGGUCGAUUCAGAGCAACCAGAGCAUCCAUCACUGCCAUGACAGGGGACAGUCAGGACACCGUGUUAUUCACUGCUGAGAGCCAUGGCCAUGUAUGUGUGUGGAGCAUUGCUGAUUAUUGUGUGAUCAGUUCAGCCACUAGUCCUCCUAAGAGAGUGGCCCUAUGGAAGGCACACACUGACACCAUCACUUGUCUUGAGUUGAUAGAAGGACGCAAUGUGCUGGUGAGCGCUGCUGCUGAUGGGGCAGUUCGACUGUGGUCUCUAGAGGGACACUAUAUUGGCUCGUUUGGUCAGCCCCACAUAUGGACCCUGGGUGACCCCUCCUCUUAUCAGUAUCCAUUAUCCCCCGAGGACAUUACACUCGACCCUACACUACCAUCAUGCAUAGAUCACAAUAAAGAGACCAAGUCUCUUGAAAUCUUAUUAGACUCUCCUCCUGAUAAGUGUGACGAGCAAGACGUGGGUGUGGUCAGCAAUGAGGUGGUGGGAAGAGUCAGUGAGGAGUGUGAUGUUGUGACAGAUGUGGAGGAUGUGAUACAAACUGAUGAUGAUACUUGGCUACAGUCUCACAUUUCCCUAGGAGUGCCAAUUGGUGGAUCACAAGCUGGCAAGAGAUUGCGACACCUUCGUGCCAGCUCUGCUGCUCAGAGGAGACCUGGCCGCAGUCCCAAUGGAGUCUACACAUCGUUACCAUACCAACCACUCAGCGAGGAAGAACGUGUUCAGAAAAUUACAAACCAAUUUAAACUCAGACAAAAAAUUAAAAAUUGAAAAAUUAAAUGUCAUAAUUCAGUCUAAGGAAAAUAUUGUUUAUCAGUGUUCAUAA